This is a messenger RNA of Gekko japonicus, 5299 nucleotides long. Its product is annotated as nesprin-2-like. The coding region runs from base 241 to 4440 and encodes 1399 amino acids. The record is from RefSeq and is a predicted model, not a curated record. Gene Ontology annotation, molecular function: protein binding. The transcript has 28 exons. NCBI's taxonomy places the organism in Eukaryota, Metazoa, Chordata, Lepidosauria, Squamata, Gekkonidae. Gene Ontology annotation, cellular component: membrane.
CAGAAUAUCAAAGGGAGCGUCGUCCAGGUUUCUGAGUUGGCGGAGAAGAUAGCUCAGACGGCUGAGCCCGCGGCGGAGUCCCUACUUCCGGGAAAGCUCCAGCCGCUUCAGAGGAUCUCCUAUUUGGAACAGGUGCUGCAGACGAAAGCGGACGCGUUUCAGUUUAAUCUUCUGCAACUAGAAGACUUUGAGAAUUGCUUGGAACGACUGGAAAAUCGUGUUAAGGAAACGGUAGAAGCCAUGGACAAUCCAGAUCGAGGAGAUGAAGGCUCGGAUCUGCUCAUGAGCCAGAUGUUGGGUCUCACUGCUUUGUCUCCCAAGAUGGAGAGCCUGAACGAAGUCAGCUUCAAGCUGCCGCUUAGUGACUUCACCGCCAAGCGAUUGCAGAACCUGAACUGGCUGUGGGCUCAGAAGACAGCGAUGGCCCUGGAGCAGUGCAGUGAGCCGCAGGACAUUCAGUCAGACGAAAAGUUUCUUACGAGAUGUCAGAAAUGGGUUCAGUUCUUCGAGAAGGUGAAGGAGAGACUGAAAGAGAAUGUGGCUGGGACUCUGCAAGAGCUAGAGGAGCAACAAAGGGAUUACGAGAUACUGCAAGCGGAGAUCUCUGUCCAUCAGCAGAUUUUCAAUUCUAUCGUUUCAAGAGCUCUGCACAUGCUGGAAUCGGGAGAAGCCGAAAACAGGACUGAAUUCAUCUCCAAGCUCACCCUGCUGAAGGAACAGUGGCAGAGUGCCGUUCUGAUGGCUCAGCGGAGGAAGAGCGAGAUCGACAGCCUCGCCAAGCGGUGGCACAAAUUCAAGACCCUGGUGCAAGACCUCAUGAGGUUCCUCAAGGAGACAAAGAGCUUCAUCGCCGCUGUGAAGAGCCAGGACAAGUACAGCCUGCACCAAGUCUGGAAUCUGAGUCAGGAUUUCAAGAAUAAAGAAGUCCUCCUUCGGAGGUGGCAAACCAGGUAUUCUUUAGCCCUGGAUACUGAGGAAGAGCUGCUUGGCAUGGCAAACCCCGAAGCAAAAGCGGGCAUACAGAAGGAGAGGAGUCAGUUGCAAGAGAGUUGGAGCAACACUCAGCUUCAAGUCGAGGAGAUCACAAAACAGUUCCGAGGCACCAUCAAGACAUGGGAGAACUCUGAAAGAGAGAUUGAGGACCUGCACCAGCAACUGCAGGAAAUCAAGGCGAGAAUGAAAGAUCCUCUCCCAGCAGAGCACGAUGAGCUGCAGACAGCAAAAGAGCAGAUGAAGGAGCUGGAGAAGUCACUGGCCAGCUGGAACCGUAGCCUGCAAGACCUUGGCACCAUGAAGGCCGAUCUGGCUCACUGUCUCCUCGCCGAAGACGUGAUGGUCCUCCGGGAGCAAGUCCAGCAUUUGCACCGGCAGUGGGAAGAGCUCUGCCUCCGCGUUUCUCUGCGCAAGCAAGAGAUCGAGGACCGGCUCAACGCCUGGAUUGUGUUCAACGAAAAGAAUAAGGAGCUCUGCGCUUGGCUGGUGCAAAUGGAGAGCAAAGUGCUGCAGUCGGCAGACAUCAGCAUCGAGGACAUGAUCGACAAAUUGCAGAAGGACUGCAUGGAGGAAAUCAACCAAUUCAGUGAAAACAAGCUGGUCUCCCUGAAGCAAGUGGGUGACCAGCUGAUCAAGGCCAGCAACAAGAGCCGGGUGGCUGAGAUCGAUGAGAAACUCAACAAAAUCAACGAUCACUGGCAGCACCUCUUCGAUGUCAUCGGAGGACGGGUGAAGAAACUGAAGGAGACAUUUGCUUUCAUACAGCAGCUGGACAAAAACAUGAGCAACCUGCGCACCUGGCUGGCUCGCAUCGAGUCCGAGCUCUCUAAGCCCGUUGUCUACGACAUCUGCAACGAUCAGGAGAUACAGAAGAGACUUGCAGAACAGCAGGAUCUCCAGCGUGACAUAGAGCAGCACAGCGCUGGUGUCGAAUCAGUGUUCAACAUCUGCGAGGUUUUGCUGCAUGAUUCUGAUGCCUGUGCCAAUGAGACUGAAUGUGACUCCAUCCAGCAGACCACCAGGAGUUUGGAUCGCCGCUGGAGGAACAUCUGCGCUAUGUCUAUGGAGAGGCGAAUGAAGAUCGAGGAGACCUGGAGAUUGUGGCAGAAGUUUUUAGACGACUACUCUCGCUUUGAAGACUGGCUGAAGACGGCGGAGCGGACAGCAGCCUGUCCAAACUCUUCAGAAGUUACCUACACAAAUGCCAAAGAGGAGCUGAAGAAGUUUGAGGCAUUUCAGCGUCAGAUCCACGAGCGACUGACACAGCUGGAGCUGAUCAACAAGCAAUACCGGCGGCUGGCCCGGGAGAACCGCACUGAUUCCGCUAGCAAGCUCAAGCAGAUGGUCCACGAGGGGAACCAGCGGUGGGACAACCUCCAGAAACGCGUGACGGCAAUUCUGAAGAGACUCAAGCACUUUACCAGUCAAUGGGAUGAUUUUGUGGGGGCGAAGGACAGCAUCCUGGUGUGGCUGACGGAAAUGGACUUGCAGCUGACCAACGUGGAGCACUUCUCGGAGGGCAACUUUGAUGACAAGAUGCGGCAGCUAAAUGGUUUCCAGCAGGAAAUAACACUGAACAUCAACAAGAUCGAUCAGCUCAUUGUGUUUGGAGAGCAUCUGAUUCAGAAGAGCGAGCCGUCAGACGCUGUUGUGAUCGAAGAAGAACUGGUGGAGCUCCACAAGUACUGCCAAGAAGUCUUUGGCCGCGUCUCCCGAUUCCACCAAAAGCUGACCUCCUGGCACCCGGGACUGGAAGAUGAAAAAGAGACCUCCGAAAACGAAGCCGACGCAGAAGACUCCAGAGGCGCGCAGACUGAUCCGUGGUGCAAGAAAGCCACACAGGAGGUGCCGCCCUCCCCGCAGUCUCUGUGCCACCUCGUGCCCCCCGCAGUGGGCCACGAACGGUCAGGCUGCAAGAUGCCUGUCAGUGUGGACUCCAUCCCACUUGAGUGGGACCACACCGGAGAUGUGGGGGGCUCUUCGUCUCACGAGGAUGAGGAGGAGGAGCCGUACUACAGCGCUCUCUCAGAUAUAGAAAUCACUGAAAAUCCCGAGGCCUAUCUUAAAAUGACCACAAAAGCUGUGAGAGCAGUUUCGGGGAAAUCCGCGUCCGACUCUCACACGUGGCACUCGCCGGAUGGCUCCAUUUGCCAGCAGCAUCCGUACGAUCAGGGGGACAUGGUUAGAAAUGUCUUGCCGAACAGCCCGGAGACAAGCACACCCUUCAAGCCGAGCUAUGUAAAACAACUCAGCAGCAGCAGCGUAGACAGCAUGAAGGAGAUCUCUGGGAUCUCGCCCAGUGAAGAGCCCCCCAACAGCCAAGGCCUCAUUGGAGUUGCAGCUGUGGAGAAGCAAUCAGGAGUCAUCGAGAGGUGGGAGCUCCUUCAAGCCCAGGACCUAAGCAAUAAGCUGCGCAUGAAACAGAAUUUGCAGCAGUGGCAGCAGCUCAACUCCGACCUGGCCAAUAUCAACGCUUGGCUGGAUCAAACGGAAGAGGAGCUGGAAGAGCUGCAGAAGGCGGAUCCGGUCACCAGCAUGCAGACCGUCGAGCAAAGGGUCAAGAAGUUGAAAGAGAUGCUCAAGGCCUUUGACAACUAUAGAGCCCUCAUGCUGUCUGUCAACCUGACCAGCAGAGACUUCAAGCAAGCAGACAGCACCGAGUCCAAAGAACUUCAGAACCGACUCCGGCGGGUCAACUUGCGCUGGGAAAAGGCCAAUCAUUUACUGGGGACUUGGAGGAAGGGCAUGCAAGACUCCCUGAUGCGUUCCCAGGACUUCCACGAGGUGAACCAGAAACUGUUGCUGUGGCUGGCCAGUGCCGAGACCCGGCGGCAUCAAGCACGGGUUAAGGAUCCGAAUGCCGAUCCCCACGUAAUACAGGAGAGUCGGAAAGAAUUGAUGCAACUCGAAAAAGAACUCCUGGAACGGCAGCUUCAAGUCCACGCCCUGCAGGAGAUUUCCACGUACUUGCUCGCCAGAUCCGACGGAGAGAAAUACAUUGAAGCGGAUGAGAAAGUCCACAUCAUUGGGAAGAAGCUGAAGCAGCUUCUGGAAGGGGUUUCCCGUGACUUGAAGGUGGCGCGGGGCAGCCAGGAGCUAAGUCCAUUUCUACCAGGUUUGGACGAACUGGACUCUGGAGGCCAUCUGCCGCAACCAGAGAUCGCUCGCAUCUCUAAAAAGGUCGAUGGAACGAAGAAACUCGGGAGCAGAAGGACUAAAAGAGUGAAGGAGACGGGCACGGUCAGCCCCCCAGCUCCAGAGAGCCCCUCCUUCUUCUCCCGCAUGUUGCGAGCUGCACUACCCCUUCAGCUCCUGCUCCUCCUCCUCUUGCUUUUGGCCUUCAUGAUCCCAUCUUCGGAGGAAGACUAUAGCUGCACUCAUGCAAACAAUUUCGCCCGCUCGUUGUAUCCCAUGCUGCACUAUAUCAAUGGACCCCCGCCGACCUAAAACAAUCCGCGUUCUGCACUCCACACCAAAACGAACGCUUCUUUCGUGGGUGCCUCUUUCUAUGCUGCUAACAUCCGUCCAACGUCUUCAUCCAGCCGAAGUUUCUCCCUGGUUUCGUGGGGAAUUCGCACCAGGGCUUACCCGACACUGAGGUGGAACGGUACUAACGUUUGAGAUCACCCUUGUGGCUGCCGGCCGACGAAACACUAAGCAAUAGCUUGCUAUCCCUGCAGCGCACUAGAGAACACGUCGAAGUUCCCAUCUCCGAAACAUUGCUCCUUCAGUAAUUUCAACAUUUGGGAGCGGGAGGGGAGCAGAUAUCAAUUCCUCACUUUUUUGGUGUACAGAAGGUUCAUUUUUUUAUAUAUUUUAACAGUAAGCAAUGUCCUUGUCACUUUGCACAGUGCGUAAGCGACCAGUAGACGGUCUUUGUGCUGAAAGGUACACAGAAUUUGCAAGACGGUGUCAUGUUAGCUACAGAAAUUAUUUUACUGCGAAAGACAAAGGCCCCUGAGGGCAGUUUGUUGGGAAUUUUUCCUGCACUAGCCCUGCUGGAACGAAUUAGCCGUGGUCUUGGCGCUGAAGGAUUUCCUGCUGGGUUCCGCUCAUUUUUAACGUGACAGAGAAAGCUUUGUCUUUUAAAUUGGUGCCCAGCACACACAAAAGUCACAAACUUUAUUUCCACCAUUUUAAUAUAGUCGUAAAAGAAAGGUUUAAUUUAAAAAAAAAAAAAGAUAUUUGUUAUACUUUAGUAUUUUAUCUGCCCUAUCUUUCUGGCUCAGUAAGUUGUAUAUGUUUCCAGAGGGGGGGAAAUUUUAGUACGUAGAGCUGCCUUGUCUGAUGGUCUUAUUUUUUUGAG